UUUGUUUGGCGUCAGAACAUUGUUUUUAGAUAACACCUUUUGCCUAUUUGACAACGUUUUCGCAAUUUACAAAAUUUCGAUACUUUUGAAGACUGAAAAAUCAUUGGGAAUCAACUCUGUUCAAGUUCGUUUCUUUCAAGAAAAACUUAAUCUGGGUCGUGCUUUCUUCCCCUAGUUGACGCUUAUACGCAACAAGAAUGAGCAAGAACUGGAAAUUCAGCUACUUGAGGGAUCAUGAUGGAUUUUUGUGCCUUCUAGCGUUUUGUUUGUUGUUUCAGAGUAUUGUUUUGAGUUGCUCUUUGAAUGAAGAAGGUAAAGCUCUUAUGAAGUUGAAGCAAGGAAUAGUGAGUGACCCUUUUGAUGCUUUGUCAAAUUGGGUUGAUGAUGAAGUAGCUGUUGACCCUUGUAAUUGGUUUGGAGUUGAGUGCUCAGAUGGAAGAGUGGUGAUCUUGAAUUUGAAAGACCUUUGUCUUGGAGGCAGUCUGGCACCUGAGCUUGAGAAACUUGUUCAUAUAAAGUCCAUAAUUUUACGGAACAAUUCUUUUUAUGGGAUCAUUCCUGAAGGAAUUGUACACUUGAAUGAAUUGGAGGUUUUGGAUUUGGGCUACAACAACUUCAGUGGAACUCUACCUACAGAUCUUGGCAGUAAUAUUUCACUAACAAUACUUUUGCUGGACAAUAAUGAUCUUCUUGAUGGUAUCUCUCCGGAAAUUAAUGAAUUGAAGAUGCUUUCUGAAUGUCAAGUAGAUGAAAACCAGCUUAUUAGUUCAGAUAAAAUGCCAGGUUGUACAGGAAGAUCCAUCACACGGCAUGUUGGCCAAAAUAAAAAGGGUCUUCGGAGCCUACUGCAAACUCCUAUUCGUGAAAAUCCUUAUAAUCGUGAAGAUACACAUAAUCGUGCAGCUGCUCCACUUCCCGAAAGCCCUUCUCCAUCUCAGCCAGAGCCUCCUUCGGCUUCCCCUCUGCCAGAUCCUCCUUCGACUUCCCCAUCUGCCUCAGCAACACCACAACUGAAGCCACCUUCCCCUGAUCAAAAUAAUUCUGCUUCUUCUCCCCUACCGACCCCUGGCUCUGCAACACGAUCUGAAAGUACCUCAUCAAACCAUCGAAUUGCUAUUUUGGCUGGAGUUGGGGGUGGUGCUGUAUUUAUUCUCAUUUCAAGCAUUGGCAUGUAUCUCUGUAAAACCAACAAGGUAUCUACCGUAAAACCUUGGGCCACGGGAUUAAGUGGACAGCUUCAGAAGGCAUUUGUGACAGGUGUGCCAAAGCUAAAGAGAUCAGAGCUUGAAGCAGCAUGUGAGGAUUUCAGUAAUGUAAUUGGUACUUCAUCCAUUGGUACAGUUUACAAAGGGACUUUAUCUAGCGGUGUUGAAAUAGCUGUGGCCUCUGUUACAGAGGCAUCAUCCAAAAAUUGGUCAAAGACUUCAGAAGUUCAAUUUAGGAAGAAGAUAGAUACAUUAUCAAAAGUGAACCACAAGAAUUUUGUAAAUCUUCUUGGAUAUUGUGAAGAAGAUGAUGAGCCUUUUACCAGAAUGGUGGUUUUUGAAUAUGCCCCAAAUGGAACACUCUUUGAGCAUCUACACAUACAAGAAGCUGAGCACUUGAAUUGGGAAACAAGACUUAGAGUUGCUAUGGGCACGGCUUAUUGCCUGCAACAUAUGCACCAGUUGGACCCUCCUUUGGCCCAUAGUAACCUGAAUUCUUCAUCUGUACAGCUCACUGAUGAUUAUGCUGCGAAAAUCUCGGAUUUAAAUUUCUUAGCUUCAGCUGAGAUAAUAAAAGCUGCUGCUAAAAAACACACUGACAUGACAUUAUCAAGUAAUGUUUACAGCUUUGGUGUUAUAUUAUUUGAAAUGGUAACAGGCAGGCUCCCUUAUUCAAUGGAUAGUCAUGGCUCAAUUGAAGACUGGGCUUCACACUAUUUACAAGGGGAUAGGCCCCUCAAGGAAAUGGUGGAUCCAACUCUAUCUUCCUUCAAAGAAGAACAACUGGAACAAGUUGCUACUUUGAUUAAAUCUUGUGUCCAUCCUGAUAAAGAGAAGAGACCAACAAUGAAAGAUGUUAGUAUGAGAUUAAGAGAGAUAACAAAAAUAACACCUGAAGCAGCUGUUCCAAAACUUUCUCCACUUUGGUGGGCAGAGAUUGAGAUUUCUUCUUUAGAUGCAAGCUGAAAUCAGUAAAUCAGACACUUAAGUAUGGAGUUUUCUCCAUUCUUAUCCUUUUUUCCAUUGGUGAAGGCGCAAAAAGGUACCCACCUGUAGAUUGAUACCUCUUGUAUCUAAUGUGGGAGAGUGACAAAUCACAUGUACAUAAGGAUAAGUUAAACAAAAUGUGAAUUUUUUUUUGGGUGCUUCUUUAAUUAUGGUCUAUGGAAUUGCACUAGCAAAAAAAGGUGCCCCAUAUCAGUUUAUUUGGUGAAUUAAAGAUAUUUUUAAUUAUAUUUUGUGCUGUUACUACCCUUUGCUC
Molecule: messenger RNA, 2466 nt
Organism: Gastrolobium bilobum
Lineage: Eukaryota; Viridiplantae; Streptophyta; Magnoliopsida; Fabales; Fabaceae
Product: probable inactive receptor-like protein kinase At3g56050
Exons: 9
Coding region: 198-2171 (657 amino acids)
Biological process (GO): protein phosphorylation
Molecular function (GO): protein kinase activity; ATP binding; protein binding
Source: RefSeq, a predicted model, not a curated record